Messenger RNA from Ictalurus furcatus (blue catfish), 2491 nucleotides. It is a transcript of the gene prnpb, whose product is annotated as prion protein b. The record is from RefSeq and is a predicted model, not a curated record. The coding region runs from base 248 to 1939 and encodes 563 amino acids. Gene Ontology annotation, biological process: protein homooligomerization. NCBI's taxonomy places the organism in Eukaryota, Metazoa, Chordata, Actinopteri, Siluriformes, Ictaluridae. The transcript is spliced from 2 exons. Gene Ontology annotation, cellular component: membrane.
GCACAUUACAUAACUUCAGCUCCAUACUUUAUCAAUUAUACCAAUAAAACAUAUCCCGCCCUAAAUAAAGGCUGAAUCCCAAAUACCUUCCUCAGGGACACUGUAUCUGAUCCAAUAGCUCAUACCCUAGGAAGUGCACCUAGAUAGGGAAUACAGAGCAGAAUGAAAUUCAGCCAGAGAUCAGAGGAACGAAACGGUCUUUUUCAGAAACUGGAGGAAGACAGAGCGAAAACGAGCCUGUUUAAGGAUGGGGCGGCUGUGCAUCUUCACAAUUCUCUGUUUGGCUUUAAUGCUAUUGCUGCAUGAUACAUCAGCAGACAAGAAAGGAACAAGCAUCAAGAAACCUACCAAGACUAAAACUACAACUGCAUCUACAAACAAGCCUCAACAGGGGAGUAAGCCCAAGCCCAACUAUCCCAGGCAGCCCAACCCAUACCCCCCUGCAGGCAGUAACCCUGGAGCAGGAUAUCCUAACCAACAAUACCCUGGUAGAGGAGGUGUAAGUCCAGGAGGAAAUCCUCAUCAGAACCCUGCAGGUGGCAGUUAUCCUGCAGGUGGAAGUUACCCUGCAGGUGGUAGUUAUCCUGCAGGUGGAAGUUACCCUGCUGGUGGUAGUUAUCCUGCAGGUGGAAGUUACCCUGCUGGUGGUAGUAACCCAGCUAGAGGACAAAAUCCAGGACAAGGGGGCAAUUAUCCUGCAGGAGGAAGUUACCCUGCAGGUGGUAGUUAUCCUGCAGGUGGAAGUUACCCUGCUGGUGGUAGUUAUCCUGCAGGUGGAAGUUACCCUGCUGGUGGUAGUAACCCAGCUAGAGGACAAAAUCCAGGACAAGGGGGAAGUUAUCCUGCAGGUGGAAGUUACCCUGCAGGUGGUAGUUAUCCUGCAGGUGGAAGUUACCCUGCUGGUGGUAGUUAUCCUGCAGGUGGAAGUUACCCUGCAGGUGGUAGUUACCCUGCAGGUGGUAGUAACCCAGGUAGAGGACAGUACCCUGGAGGAGGGGGUGUAAGUCCUAACCAGUAUCCUGCAGGGAGAGGAUACCCUGCAGCUGGUGGCUACCCAAACCAGUAUCCUGGACAAAUCAACCCUGCAGGAUAUCCAGCGGGUGGUGGUUACCCAGUGAGAACAGGACAGGCAGGAGGAUACCCAGGAGGCUAUCCAUUCGGUGGAGGAUCAUAUCCUAACUGGAAUCCUAACAACAAAAUUCUUAGUCCUCGCUAUGGAGGUGGAUUUGGGGGUCCAGGGUAUGGAACUGGUGGCUCACCUUUCUCAAAAUCGGUUAAUAAUAUGGGCUAUGGACCAUCCGUAAAGUCCAAAGGCUUUGCCAAAAAGGCAAUGCUGGCAGCCGGAGUUGGAGCUAUGGCAGGGAUGGCUGUAGGGUAUGGUCUGGGUCGGUUUCCACGGCCACACUUUCCCUUCAGCAGCCCCCAAGAGGAGCAAAACUACAACCAUUACAUGCACCGCCGCUAUGGCAUGAAUUCUACUGAUACAAAUGACUAUGGACGUGACUACACAUUCCAGCCACCACCUCAGGCCCAGACUUACAAAAACUACAUGGACAAGUGCAUGAAAAGAACUGACCUCUUGCAAAAUCGUGAUGCAAAGAUUAGUAGCAUCCAGGAGGAUGACCCCAUGACUGGAUCACUUGCAGUUUCCAAUGGUACUUCUGAGAGAGUUGGCACUGCUGAGGUUCCAGUGCCUGUUGAGUCCCAAGAAAGCAAUGAUGAUACAGUGGGCAUCACAGAGAUUGGUUACCCUGCACUCAUCCAGCAAGUAAAGGAUCGAAAAUGUUUAGAGCUGUUCCUGGUGUACUCCGAGAGCUUCCUCCAGAAGCAGACACAACAGCUUCCCAGCAGCUUCAAUGACCCAAAUGGAUAUUCUGGACUCCUUGUACUGCUCAUGACUACCAUCAUGGCCCUCAGCAGUACCCUCUUGCUGCAGUGACAGCACAGAAUAUUACCCUACUGUGUGUUAAGAGUGUCAGACUUGGAGACCUCUGGGCUCAUCAUAAAUUCCCAGAUAUAAAACUUUUCAUCUCACAAUCACUUCCAUGACAUAUUAUGGUUCACAAGAAUAUAAUGUUAUUGUAUGAAAUAAUAAUGCAUGUUUUACAGUACCUGUUAUUUGUGUGCAGCAUUUUGUCCAAAAGGAAACAUUUAAUUCUGGCCUAUCAUAUAUCCUCACUAACACACCUUUCUCAGCAGUUAUAAACCUUGUAAUCAAAUAACGAGCUGACUAGUAUGGCUACCUAUAUAUCUUUUGCAAUACUUAACAGUAACCAACAGUGGAAAACAUUUUUCCCCCUAAAGUGUUAAUGGAUAAUUAUUAUAUGAAGAAAUUGUCAGGAAUUAUUGUUUGCACAUUCUGUAUUAUUAUCAUUAUAAUCAUCAUCAUCAUCAUCAUCAAUAUUAUUUUAUUUUACAAUUUUUUUUUUUAACUGUGUGACUUGUUGGUGGCCUUUAUUAUUUCUAAAUAAACUUAAACAUGUAUAACACA